This is a messenger RNA of Aspergillus novofumigatus IBT 16806, 3024 nucleotides long. RefSeq lists its product as uncharacterized. The transcript has 4 exons. Gene Ontology annotation, molecular function: protein binding. The coding region runs from base 1 to 3024 and encodes 1007 amino acids. Lineage: Eukaryota; Fungi; Ascomycota; Eurotiomycetes; Eurotiales; Aspergillaceae. The record is from RefSeq and is a predicted model, not a curated record.
AUGGCGCCCCCGACGCUCCUGUUAUUGUCUCUUGGUAUUCUCUUCUCUAUACUUGCUCAUGCGGAUGAUGAGUAUUUUUCCGUGGGUGACCUGAGCCAGUACACCACGGAUGGAGUCCCCACACCCGUGCUCACCGGGUCCGUGAUUGAAAUUACUGCGGUGGGUGACCCGGCUGGGAAUGGAAUCUUAGCAUUCCUGUCUCCAGAUAUGCAGACCAGUCUGAAAUCCACCAUGGAUAGCGACUGCGCGGCGGAUAUUGACUCAAAGUGCUACCAAGAGGUCCUGGACGUCCUUGAGGGCACUGGCCGCACUCUCCAAUCCCGCAGUCUGAACCCACCCGCACUAGAGCCGCGCAACUUGGCUUAUCUAGGGGCUGGCGCGAUGGCGAUUAUCGGCUUCAUAAUCGCAAAAGUCUACCGGGACGACAAGGUGGUUCCGGUGCCCAUCAAGAUUCCCCCGGCGCAACUGGAGGACUCUUUCAAUCUGGAAACCGCUACCGCCAUCGUCUUCAUCACUGACUUCAGCCAGCCAGAGCAGACCAUCACGCAACCUCCAGAGCAGGACACGGCGACUGGACUGCCAGCCACGAUUACCACCUUUGCGAGUGCCGGGAACGGCGCGAGUGCGGGAGAUAUGGGCAUCCAGUUGGACUCGACGGUGGCAGCGCACCUCCAGACGCUGCUUUCCGGCUCGGACAACAGCAACUGCGACAUAGGCGCCGAUUUCUUUUCUUCAUCCUCCCUCCGGUCUCGUUCGCUGGACAUGGCCAGCGUCAUCUGCGGCGCCGAAAACAUCCUCGCCGACGGCAUCGGCCGGGAUGGAUAUCCCAACUGGCUGCUCAUGAAUCACGGAAACUUUCCGUGGACCAAUGCAGAGCUUGUGGCAGGUGUAAAUACUGUCGUGCAGUGGGCACUCACUCAGGCUGACCGGCUGAAUCCGGCGAUCAGCGCAUCUCAUCUCCACGGGCUGGCUGUCGGGGCCUUUGCCUUGUCGUGGCUCUACUUCACCAACGGGGCCAUCACGAUCAAUAAUGUGAUCCCCGCCGCAUCGCUCCAGGGGGGUCCUACCGCCACGGUGUGCCAAGCGCAGACAGCGACCCAAUGCGGCGUUGAGUGCGAGGUCCAGACAUUCGCCCCUCAAUUCGCCUGCUCAACUGCCUGCUUGACCGUCACGUCUUGCGAUGCGCAGGACGCCCUCACCACCACCCUCACAGCCACCAUGACUGCUGUCGGCGCGGACCCAACGGGGAAUUCGUCGACUGCGACUGGCCAGGGGCAACAGAUUGCUGUCGCUUCGUACAUCAACCCGCUUGGUGACCCGGCCGCGUGGAAUCGGCUGAUCGCGUAUGAUGUGAAGAAGAUGCCUAUCUUAGUUGCCAACGUCGUGAACGGCCCGGAUUCGGCUCUUGACUCGAACUGGCAAGGUGUGAUCCAGCGUGCCUCGGCUGCGGGUAAAACAGUGCUUGGUUAUGUACGGACUGGAUACCUGGGCGUGAGUGUCCAGAAAUUCCAAACACGGCUGGGCUCGGGGAAUCUGGCGGAUUGGACUGCUCAGAUCGAGGAAGAUGUUGAUAUGUGGUACAAGCUUUACGGCGAUAAUAUCGGCGGUAUCUUCUUUGACGAGGGCUGGCCCGAAUGUGGUGACAAUAAUGAAUAUGCGGAUCUGUAUAAGUAUAUCAACGCCUAUACGAAACGUGCUCACCCCGGUGCAUUUACAGUCCUGAACCCCGGAUCGCCUAUAGCAUCUUGCUUCGAGGAUACCAUGGAUACCCUUCUGACCUUUGAGCUGAACUACGAUUCCUACAUCAACUCCUACACACCUAACAAUUGGACCCCAGUGACCCGCGGAAACUCUGGCAUAUUGUCUACAAUGUGCCCGAAUCCGCGCUUGCCCAAUCCAUACGACACGCUGCCUGCGGAUUCAUACGUCCAAAGCAUGAUGAACGCAAUCAGUGGUGGCUCCCCAUUGAAUACAGAUGCAGCAUCCUGGACCUCUGGAGGCGCCGCAGGAGCGGUGUCUGGAUUAUCAGUUGUGACUUCGGACUAUAGUUCUGCUCAGUUAUCCUGGAACGGGGCCUCGAAUUCUCUUGGCUACCAUGUGUAUUCGGGUGAUGGUGUUGUUGCAAGUGUUCCAAGCUCAAUGACGACGAUCACGAUUGGCGGUCUUGCAUCCGGAACUAGCUACAUAUUUCAUGUAAGUGCAGUAGGUGGAGGCGGCAGUCUAGGGUCAGCUUCGAAUACAGUUACUGUGAAUACCGAAUCUUUACCUGGUGGGAAGACAGUUGUUAACUACGACUCCUCUCCUUCAGCGACUUCGACCACUAUCCAGGCGGACAUUCUAGUACCUUACUCGUUUGUCCGCCUCUAUCUCUGGGACUCCGUGGGCUGUGACUUCGAUACUGAUCCAGGAUGGAGUGUUAACUUCAACAUUGACCAUUACGCCUGCACCCACUACAUGGUCGAAGGCACUACACUCUACAAGUAUAACGGUGUACUUCCUGAAGGCUCCACGGCGCCCCCAUGGUCGUGGGAGGUAGUCAGCACCAUCACCCUGGAUAUCACCGGCUACACUUACAAGUGGACGUUACCCCUGGGGACUUCCACUUUCGACACGAGCAAAUUCGUGGUUCAGGCGCAAGGCUAUAAUCCCUUAACCAACGCCUUUGAGCCCGACCCCACUGCUUAUGACUGCGAGGGCUCGACCAUGUGCACGACCCCCGAUUUUGUGAAGUGGUGUGACCAGGCCGUCAAUACCCUGCAGCGAAACGACCAGCCCUCUUACUUUGCUACGUCUGCGAACGAGUCGGGCAUUAAUCUGUCCGGCAACUGCUGGGGCGAUCAGAUUCGGGGCUGCGGCGUGUUCAUCCAGGGCGAUGCCCACUGCAGUAUCAGUGGUAACGACAUAUGGAAUGACUACCAGAACAUCCGCAACAUUGGCGGCUGUAAAAGGUGUGGCUCGUUCCACAGGGAAGACGGCUGUCUGAUUACUAUCAACUAUGUCUAUUCAUGUGACAACCACUGGUAG